Messenger RNA from Acanthopagrus latus (yellowfin seabream), 3717 nucleotides. Its product is annotated as C-terminal-binding protein 2-like. The transcript is spliced from 9 exons. The coding region runs from base 855 to 2165 and encodes 436 amino acids. The record is from RefSeq and is a predicted model, not a curated record. NCBI's taxonomy places the organism in Eukaryota, Metazoa, Chordata, Actinopteri, Spariformes, Sparidae. Gene Ontology annotation, molecular function: transcription corepressor activity; NAD binding; oxidoreductase activity, acting on the CH-OH group of donors, NAD or NADP as acceptor.
AGGUCGGAGAGAAUGGAAGAGGGAGUCGUACGUGUGCCAGGAGCGCUGCACCUCUCGCUGUGACUGCUGCUCUUCAAGGAUUUUUUUUUCUCUCUCUCGCUCUCGUCUCUUUUAUUUACCUCCCUCUUUUCUUUUCCCCUGCAUAGCUGUGGCUUGUCUUUUUUCGUAUUUUUCCCAUUUUUUUUUUCUCCCCCCACCCCUUCCUCUCUUUUUCUCGCUCUCUCUCUCCCCUCUCUCUCUCUGUCUCUCUGUGACUCGCAACAAAAGGCUGACGGAGUGAGCCUGACAUCUGAAUGAAUAGCCCAAACCUGCCGUGAAGGGAGAGAGAAGAGGGUGACGGAGCGGGGAAAGGGAGAGGAGGCUGAGGAGAAAAAAAAGAUACAAGUGAUCUGGCUGAAGAGGCGGAAAGAGGAGAGCGCACAGAAGUGCUGAUUGCUGAAGACGAGUAGAGAUCCAAUUUUUCUUCCUCUCCCCUCCCUCUUUGGAGAUUAAAGGAGUUGGAGGCUUUGACCGCGUGGAGGAGGAGGAGGGGGGGUGACGAUCGUAGUUCUCGCUCUCCUACGUCCUCACCCACUGCCCUCCUGUGCCACCUUCCAUUCCUCCCCCUCCCGCUCACUCAUCUAGAAAAAGAGAAAUGGAGGUUCUGGGGGUGAGGUGACGAAGGAGGACAGAUUUGGAAACAAGCGGUGGGAGAGCAAGAGGAGACAAGAGGGAGGCUGGAGGGGGUGGCAGAGAGGAGAGGAUAACCCCCCCCCCCCCCAGGGCAUACUGUGUGAGAAUCCCCCUCAAACCCGACUUUUUUUCAUCCCUCUCCACUACGUUUCCUCUGCCAUGUGCAGCUCCUGAUUUGAAGAAUGUGGAGGCAGCAUUUCCCAGGUAUUCGGCCCCAGAUUAUGAAUGGGCCUAUGCACCCGCGCCCCCUGGUGGCGCUGCUGGAUGGGCGCGACUGCACCGUGGAGAUGCCCAUCCUCAAAGAUCUGGCCACCGUGGCUUUCUGCGACGCCCAGUCCACACAGGAGAUACACGAAAAGGUGCUGAACGAGGCGGUAGGGGCCAUGAUGUACCACACCAUCACCCUGACCAGAGAGGACCUGGAGAAGUUCAAGGCGCUGCGCAUCAUUAUCCGCAUCGGCAGCGGCUACGACAACAUCGACAUCAAGGCCGCCGGGGAGCUCGGCAUCGCCGUAUGUAACAUUCCCUCAGCAGCCGUAGAAGAAACGGCCGACUCAACGCUCUGUCACAUCCUCAACCUGUACCGGCGAAACACCUGGCUGUACCAGGCUCUCCGGGAGGGCACGCGGGUCCAGAGCGUGGAGCAGAUCCGGGAGGUGGCGUCGGGGGCGGCCAGGAUCCGAGGGGAGACGCUCGGCCUCAUCGGGUUCGGUCGCUCAGGCCAGGCGGUAGCGAUGCGGGCUAAGGCGUUCGGCUUCAACGUCAUCUUCUACGACCCCUACCUCCAGGACGGCCUGGAGCGCUCGCUCGGCGUCCAGCGGGUCUACACGCUCCAGGACCUGCUCUACCAGAGCGACUGCGUGUCCCUGCACUGCAACCUUAACGAACACAACCACCACCUCAUCAACGACUUCACCAUCAAACAGAUGCGUCAAGGUGCUUUCCUGGUCAACUCAGCACGAGGAGGUCUGGUGGAUGAGAAGGCUCUGGCUCAGGCCCUGAAGGAAGGCAGGAUACGGGGAGCCGCGCUGGACGUCCACGAGUCAGAGCCUUUCAGUUUUUCUUUAGGUCCUCUAAAAGACGCCCCCAACCUGAUCUGCACACCCCACACCGCCUGGUACAGCGAGCAGGCGUCACUGGAGAUGAGAGAGGCCGCCGCCACAGAAAUCCGCAGGGCCAUCACUGGCCGUAUUCCCGACAGCCUCCGAAACUGCGUCAACAAAGAGUUCUUUGUCACCUCGGCGCCCUGGGGGAUGAUGGAGCAGCAGCAGCCUCAAGUUCACCCUGAGAUCAACGGCGCCGCCUACAGAUUCCCUCCUGGCGUGGUGGGUGUCGCCCCCGGUGGGAUUCCCGGACCGAUGGAGGGGUUGGUGCCUGGGGGAGUGCCCAUCGCCCACACCCUGCCCCCCGGUACCCAUCCGUCACAGGCCACCUCCCCCAACCAACCCUCCAAACAUGGCGACCCCAUGAGAGAGCACAUGACUGAGCCGUAGGACUGCUAAAGGGGGCUAAAACCGAUGUAAACAUUAAAAAAAACAAAAAACAAAAACCCAGCAAACCUACCAACUCAACCAUCCGACUGUACGCUUUGACUUCAGCCAUCUGAACCUACCAGCAGACUGCCUGCCGGGCGGUGGUUUGUACGAAACCACUGAGCCCAACAGUGAGGACAGUGGAUGUUAAAACACACCUGAGCUGCCACACUGAGAUGGGACUGACCGUCAAACUCACGCGCCGAAGAUCUGAAACCUUUGCUCCCCCCAUAUCUGUUUCUGUUCUUCAUUGAAUUCAGUGGUAUUUUUUUGUUUCUAUCUUUAUUUUUGAGUAUAUUUCAGGGAGAAUUCCUCCUGAUUUCUGGGACACGUUGACAUUAUCCACGUGCAGGAUGGAAAUCUGACCCGACCUCCCUGGUUUGAAGGGACAGUGACUUCAAAAACAAUCCGUCCGAUUACCAUUCUUCUCCUUCAUCGUCAGUUUCACCCAUUCCAGCGCAAACGUGUCUUGUGUUAUUAUUUUUUUUUCUAUUUUUUUCUUCUUCUGUUUAUCCUAUAUUCUGUGUUUCUGUUGCAAGUGAAUAUCUGUUUUUUUCUGUUCUUCAGUGUGUGAAAAAUGAAUGGAUUUGUUGAGUCAGCUGAUGACAAACGAGCAGCAUCAGUAACCUGGACUCCACCUUUGCUCUUUUCUAAUCGUCGUGGUCGGUGGCCCCUGAAUGUAGAGACGAGAUGUUGGGGCAGAAGGUGUGGUUUACACUUCCAGGAGGAAUUUUUUGGCUUAUGAGGUUAAAAAAAAAAAAAACUGAAAAAAAAAAACCCCUGAAAAAAAAGAUCAUUUUCGACCAAAAAAAGGAUGGAAAAAGAAAAAAGAGGACAUUCACGGUUAGAUAUUGUGCGUUGAGUGUGUCACCUCAAAUUAAAUAUUGCUGUUGUAAGUUUUCCAACUCUGCUGAACUGAGGUACCUACAAUAUUUGGCCCCCAAAUAUUAUCUGUUCGCAUCCCAAAGGACCUAUAGUACAUUGCAGCACCAGCUAGCGAGGUAGGAAAGAAACAGUUGACUCAGGAAAAAAAAAAAAAAAAAAUCAAAUAUGUCCAAAUCUGAACAGAAAAGAAAGUCUGGAUUAUUGCUUUUUCAUGUCUCCACCUCUUUCUCCAUUGUGGUAUUUUUUUUUUUUAUAUAUCAAAUGUAUGUUUUUUGAUGUUUAAGGUUUUCAGUCCUGUUAGAUUUGUAUUGCCUUGUUAAAUGUUCUUAUAAUCAUAGUCUUAUGUGAACGACCCCACCCUCUCCUCCUUCUAGUACUUUUUUUUUUUUUUUUUGUUUUCCUGCUCUAAUGAAAGCCAGCUGUGGCUCUCGGAGGCAUGGUCGUCGUCGUGCCCUCUGGCGAACCGCAGCCAGCCAUCCCUUUUAGCCCCACGACGUUAGCAAGAGACGGCUGCUAGCAGAUUGUUUGGUUUUUAGUGUGAGUAUUUGUAUUUGUUUCUUGUACAAGGUGAACAUAUAGCAUACAGUGCAGCUGGAAACAAUAAAUAAAACUUACUGUUCUGAUUGAU